Messenger RNA from Cotesia glomerata, 2128 nucleotides. RefSeq names its product putative deoxyribonuclease TATDN1. Gene Ontology annotation, cellular component: cytosol. Bases 281 to 1204 code for a protein of 307 amino acids. Gene Ontology annotation, molecular function: 3'-5'-DNA exonuclease activity. The transcript is spliced from 6 exons. Lineage: Eukaryota; Metazoa; Arthropoda; Insecta; Hymenoptera; Braconidae. The record is from RefSeq and is a predicted model, not a curated record.
AAUAAGAAUAAUAAAAAAGUAACCAGUACACCAACAGCAUAUGAUAUAUAAUACAUGUACAUUCGGAAACAGCGGAAUUUUAUUUGAUGGUAUUAUAUAUAGUUAGUACAGAGCACAGAGGUAUUUAAUCUGCAGCAACUCCCACUUCAAAAAUUAAACUUACAAGCAUUAUCCAUGUGUCAGAGGAACCGCCGGUCAAACAACGGACACCUGCUAAUCUAUUAUAUCUAUCGUCUUGAAGUUGAGCUCUGCAGUCAGGCCUUUUAGUAUCAUUAGUCGCAUGCCUGGCCUAAGGAUGACCAAUUUACGAAAAUUUAUUGAUAUCGGAGCUAAUUUGUUGGACCCGAUGUAUCAAGGAAUUUACAACGGGUCUCAAAAACACCACCCAGAUUUGGAAGUUGUCUUGCAGAGGAGUUGGGAAAAUAAUUUGUCCAGGAUUAUUAUCACUGCUGGGAGUCUUGAUGAAAGUAGGAAAGCUCUCGAGCUUGCUAGAACAGACGCCAGAUUAUUCACGACAGUGGGAUGUCACCCGACACGGUGCAACGAAUUUGAGGACUCAGGUGAUCCAGAAAGCUACUUGAAGUCCAUGACUGACCUGGCCGCUGAUAACCGCGAUAAAAUAGUGGCUAUUGGUGAAAUGGGAUUGGAUUAUGAUAGAACAAAUUUUUGCUCUAAAGACACUCAGAAGAAAUACUUUGAGAUGCAACUUUCUCUUUGUUCGACGCUAAAGUUGCCGAUGUUUUUACAUUGCCGUAACGCUGCUGAUGAUUUUGUUAGUAUUCUUAGAAAACAUAAAGAUAAACUCACUGAAGGCGUCGUUCAUUCGUUCGAUGGCAAUCCAGAAGACGCCAAUAGUAUUUUGCAAUUAGGACUGUAUAUUGGGAUCAAUGGGUGUUCGCUCAAAACAGAAGACAAUCUUUUUACAGUAACAACCAUUCCUUCGGAUAGACUUAUGAUUGAAACAGACUGCCCAUGGUGUGAAAUACGGCCUACACAUGCAUCUGCUAAAGAUGUAAUAACCCAUUUUCCAUCAGUUAAAAAAGAAAAAUGGCAAGAAGACAAAAUGGUUAAAGGUCGUAAUGAGCCUUGUACAAUAGUACAAAUAUUGGAAGUACUUGCGCGUGUUAGAGAUGAAGAGGAAGAAUAUCUUUGUAACCAAAUAUACAAAAACUCAAUGAAAGUAUUCUUCCCCUAUGAAUUGUAAUGAUAUAUAUUUUAUUUGUGAUUUUUUUAUAUUUAUAUAUAUACGUAGAUAUAUAAAUAAUAAUAUGCAAUUAUAUGCAUUACCAUAAGCGUAAACUACUAACGCAGAGGAAUUGACACUUGAUAAUGCUCAGAGAUUGUAAAAUUUACAUCUUGCCUUGUGUUUUAUUAUUAUUUUAAUUGUUUUAUUAUUUUUAAUCGUUACUUUUUACGAGUGAAUUUUUGCCAAGCAAAACACCUACGCAAUUUUUGUAGUAAAAAUAAAAAAUUAAAAAAACGGUAUUGUGUAAUGAAGAAUAUGAAAAAAAAAAUAAUAAUAAUAAUAAGGAAAGAAAUUAAUGAUGUAGAAAGAUUAAUAGAACUUUUUAAAAAAAAAGUCGAGUCAAGAUCUCUUCAUAUUUAGAGUAAAAAUUAAUUAAUAUAUUCUUGUUAAGAAUCAUGAUCAUCAUAUGUAAUCAUCGCCAUUAUAAUAUACAUAUAUAUUUAUAUAUUUAUAACAUAUAUUUAUAUUGUAAUGACAAAUGUAUUUAUCAAUAAUUAUAAUUUCUUAUUUACUGCGAUAACAUUUUUUUAAUUUACUUUAUCUACUUUUAAUUGUUUGUACAUUUUAUAUAGUUCAAUUUAAACAUGAUUUUUUUUUUUCACAAAAUUUUUAUCCACAUCACUCUUUAUUAUUAUUUAUUAUUUAAUUAUUCUACAGUGUAUUGCUAUGAAAAAAUUGUCAUUUAAUUUAUCGCACUCAAACAAAUUGACACAAAAAAAAAAAAAAUACACAUCUAUAAAUAUACAAAAUACUAUGGUUGGCAGGGCUGCUGAAGUUUUUACCUCAUAUUCACUCUUCUCUCGCUAUUAUGCUUUCCAAUCACUCUUUCACCCUUUACGAUUAACAAAUAUAAAAAAAUGGUGACUGAAUAAUAGUUAAAUU